CACUGUGCGCAGUGUUUAGCUCCACAUACACGGAUCCACAGCUCUGCCCAUGCCCCGGGUCAUGUAAGUGAGGGGCGGGGAUCACCACAGAGCUCCUCCUCCUCCAGGCUGCCGUCACCGGGGCUGCUGGACCGGAGCAACCACGGCACCAACAACCAGCCACCGGCUGCUCCUCCGAGCUGAGUGAAGACUCGGUGCAGCCAGGAGCCUUCACCUCCUCCUCCGCCGUCGUUUCUCACUGAUCACGGUUAAAGACAUGGCCUCCGACGGCAUGGACGAGCGAUCUCCGCUGCUGUCGGGCCCCAACUCGGAGAAUGUGACCCCCACAGCUCCACCGUACCUGCAGGAUUCAAGUCCCCGAGCCGAACUACCUCCUCCUUACACAGCCAUCGCUAGCCCCGACACCGGCGGUGUGCCUGUCAUCAACUGCCGAGUAUGCCAGUCGCUCAUCAACCUGGAUGGAAAGCUGCAUCAGCAUGUGGUCAAGUGCACGGUCUGCAAUGAAGCCACACCCAUCAAGAACCCCCCAACAGGGAAGAAAUAUGUGAGGUGUCCCUGUAACUGCCUGCUCAUCUGUAAAGACACGUCCAGGAGGAUAGGAUGUCCUCGACCAAACUGCAGACGCAUAAUCAACUUGAGCCCGGUGAUGGUAAUCCCAGAGGAACAACCCGCUCAGCCGGCCCUGCCCAUCCAACCUGAGGGGAUGAGGGUGGUCUGCGGUCACUGUGGCAACACCUUCCUAGGAAGUGAGGACGCCAGGUCAUCCCAGCCAAUGUCUGGCCUCCCCAGAGAUGGCUCUCCCCCAGCACAACAACAGGUUGAGAAAGCUGGUCAUACUGGUGGACAUAUUAACAACAGCCUAACCUGCUCCAGUUCAAUCUGCGGCCUUACUUACACUAAUGAUAAUAUGACUUUGUUUACAUCUGGCUUUAAAGUGAGCUCCUUGAGGUAUCACUUUAUAAAAUUGGCUUAAAUGCUUUGGCCUGAAUUUUCUGUUUCUAAAUCUAUUCAUUGAAUCUAUCCUCUGAAGCCAGAUGUCAAAGGUCACUUAUGAAGUCACAUGUGUGUCAAUAGGAGCUUUAAAUAAUGCUGAUCUGUGAUGGGAUAAACAUUUCUUAACACUUUUUUUUAACAUCAGAACUAAUACAUUAAAAGAAUCAUCUUAAAUGCUAAUCAAGCCGAUCUUUAGAUACUUUCUACAACACAGAAAUAAUAAAGAGAUUCAGAUCAUGUGAAAUCUUUCCCAGUAGGUCUUGUGUUGAUUGUUGAUUGAAGCUCAGUAGAAUUAUAGAGUGUUGUUACGUUUCUGUGUUUGUGUGUGUGUGUAUGUAUGCUCUUCUG
Larimichthys crocea (large yellow croaker) is the source of this 1341-nucleotide messenger RNA. RefSeq names its product phosphatidylinositol-4,5-bisphosphate 4-phosphatase 2 (gene pip4p2). Gene Ontology annotation, cellular component: phagocytic vesicle membrane; plasma membrane; late endosome membrane. Lineage: Eukaryota; Metazoa; Chordata; Actinopteri; Sciaenidae. The record is from RefSeq and is a predicted model, not a curated record. Gene Ontology annotation, biological process: phosphatidylinositol dephosphorylation. Gene Ontology annotation, molecular function: phosphatidylinositol-4,5-bisphosphate 4-phosphatase activity. Bases 257 to 973 code for a protein of 238 amino acids. The transcript has 5 exons.